Messenger RNA from Bombus pascuorum, 2077 nucleotides. RefSeq names its product mediator of RNA polymerase II transcription subunit 15 (gene MED15). The record is from RefSeq and is a predicted model, not a curated record. The transcript has 12 exons. Gene Ontology annotation, biological process: regulation of DNA-templated transcription. Lineage: Eukaryota; Metazoa; Arthropoda; Insecta; Hymenoptera; Apidae. The coding region runs from base 128 to 2026 and encodes 632 amino acids. Gene Ontology annotation, molecular function: transcription coregulator activity.
UGUUCCAAACUAUACUUCGAAGAGCAGGCUUUCAGUUAGCUAUAUGGGUGUUUAGUCCUACAGUUACUGUGAUAGAAGAAAGUUGUGUAAUUACUUCGAUUGUUGAUUUAAUUAUUAAACAUUAAAAAUGGCAACUGAUGAAAAUUCUUGGAGAACACAAAGUUUCCGACAAAGUGUAAUUGCAAAAAUAGAUGAAGCUGUACAAAUGUCUGGGAUGCCUACUGCAAAAAACAGUAUUGAAAUGGAAAAUCAUGUUUUCCAAAAAGCAAAAACUAAGGAAGAAUAUCUAGGUUUUGUGGCCAGAUUAAUUCUACAUGUCAGAGAAUUAAAUUCUAAAAAGGGCGCGGGAGGUAAUGCACCAGGUACAGGUGGUUCUGGAAAUCAGGGUAUGCCUGAUCCAAUUGGGGCAUUACAAACAUUGGCACGUCAAGGAACUGGAAACAAUCAAAUGAUGAAUAUGAGUGGACCAGGAUCUAAUCCUCAAGGAAUAAUCCCUCAACCACCAACAAAUACUGCUACCAAUUUAUUACAAAGCUUAAAUCAGCGUCCUGGACAACCUAUGUCCAUGCAAGGUAUGCAAAAUAAAAUACCAGGAAUGGGUAUGAUGCCUACUCAAACCAGCGGUCCAAUGAAUCAUAUGGGUCCAAUUCAAACUAUGCAAACCAAUUCAAUGUUAACGCAAAUGAAUUCAAUGGGUCAAGGAAAUAUACCUCAGCAAAUGACUCAAAUGGUUCCCAACCAAAUGGCACAAAUUACAACAGGUCAAAUGCAACAAAAUAUGCAAACCCAAAUGCAAAAUCAACUGUCCAAUCAAAUAGGAAAUCAAAUUAGUGGAUCUAUAAGUGGAAUUCAAACAAAUAUGCCACAGCAAAUGAAUCAGAUUACUCCAGGGCAAAUAGGUCCUGGUCAAAUGCAGCAACAAUUAAGUCAUAUGCAAAGGAAGCAAGGAGAAAUGAUAAAUGCUGGUUUCCCUGGCCCUCGAAAUGUUACACCAAAUCAAUUUCUGGGUCAGAGUCCAUCACCAUCUGCUCCAAGUCCUGCUGGUUUAGGUGCACCAUCAAGCAAUCAAAUGGUUGCAUCACCAGCAUUAGUUCCUUCACCUAGUCCACAACAUCCUAUGAUGGCAGGACCACAACGAUCUGUUGGCAUGGCACCAUCUCCUAGCAGUUCUUUAAAUACUCCUGGAGGGGUAGGAGCUACCCCAAGUCCACAACAAGAAGAUCAAGCAUAUAGAGAUAAAGUUAGACAAUUAAGUAAAUAUGUAGAACCUUUACGAAGAAUGAUUGCUAAAAUGGGAAAUGAAGGAAAUGUUGAUAAACUAAGCAAAAUGAAGAAACUUUUAGAAAUUUUAUCAAAUCCUAGCAAACGAAUGCCUUUGGAUACUUUACUAAAAUGUGAGGUAGUUCUUGAAAAAUUAGAUUUUAAACGAAAUGAUGCUAGUGUUGGGCCUCCAGUUACGACUUUAAAGGAACAUCAUUUCUUCAGUCCACUUUUAGAAGCAGUAAGCACUCAUCUCCAAAGUCCAGUUGUAAAUCAUACACUACAACGUACUUUUGGUCCGUGUCUAGAAUCUUUAUUUGGUCCAGAGAUAAAAAAUUUACCACAGCCACUAAAAAGGCAAAAGAUAGAAGAGCCUUCUAAUGAAAUACCAGACGUACUACAAGGAGAAAUAGCUCGAUUAGAUCAGCGAUUUAAGGUCAGUCUUGAUCCUGCACAACAAACUGGAUCAAAAUGUAUUCAAUUAAUAUGCUGGCUGGAUGAUCGUCAUCUUCCAUGUGUUCCUCCUGUAUCAGUAACUGUUCCCGCCGAUUAUCCUUUAACGCCACCACGUUGCGUAAUGGCACCCCAUGAAUAUGCCACAACAUUUCUUUGUGCGGUUCAGAAAGCUUUAAAUGCGCGUAUAACGAAACUUCCUCGACGUUUUUCUGUGUCUCAAUUAUUAGAUACUUGGGAAAUGAGUGUAAGACAAGCUAGCGCGCCUUCACAAAUUCCCGUUACUGCCAGUACUGUACUAAUGGGUUUGUAAUAUAUUUUUAAGUAUACGAAAUAUUUUAUAAAUACAAAAUUAUUACUAUGA